AUGGCCUCAACCAAACUAUUUGAAUCCAUUCCCCAAUUCCCAAACACUCUCCCUGUUGCGAAACUCCUCAAGAUCUCUCUAUCCAGCCUGAUAUCCGGCGACCCAGACGCCGCUAACGACGUCCUCACGGCAUGCCGCACAUCAGGCUUCUUCCACCUCGACCUAUCCAACUCUCCUCUCGGCGAAGCCAUGAUACCACUCAUCGACUCUAUCUUCCCCAUUAUUCAGCAGACAAUGCAACUUCCACUAGAAGAAAAGAUGAAGUACACUCAAGAUGCGCCGAGAAGCUUUCUAGGCUACAAAGCACUCGGCGUCAUGAAAACCGAAUCAGGGGCCCCUGACCGCUGCGAGUUCUGGACUAUCUCCCAAGACGACAUCCUCGGGACCACUGUCCCGGAACAGCCGAUGCCCUCCAUUCUCACCUCACAACGGGGGCUAUUCAAAUCCUAUUUGUUUUACGGCCGUAGCGUGAUCGAACACAUUUUCCACGCCCUGGCGACACAGCUCCGUCUCCCACACGACGCAUUCAUUCAGUUCCACGACCCGACACGGGAAUCGGGGACGAUUCUCCGGCUGAUGCAGUAUGAGCCGGGCAUUCAAGGCGAAGACGAGGAUCAAGUGCAGACGGGACUACUGGCGCAUACAGACUUUGGAAGCAUCACGCUCCUCGCGAAUGUUUUGGGCGGGCUGCAGGUUCUCAGCCGAGCUGGGGAAUGGGAAUGGGUCCAGCCGGAGCCGGGCUGCUUGAUUGUGAAUAUGGGCGAUGCGAUGGUCGAGUGGACUGGGGGUGUGUUAAGGUCGAAUAUGCAUCGGGUCGUCUGUGCGCCUGGGGAGCAGGCGGCGUUGGACAGAGUCAGUUUUGCGAUGCUGGUGAGGCCGUGCAAGGAGGCUAGGAUGAAGAGGUUGGCGGGGGGUUCUAUUCCGAGUAUUGAGAGUGAUAGUGAAGAGGGUGUCGUAGCAAUUGGGGCUGAGGGAAUGACGGCUUGGGAGUGGGAAUUGAAGAAGGCGAUGGCAUUGAAGGAGGGGAAGGACUGUGCGAGGAGUCGCGGGGGCAGGGAUCUUGAAACUGAGAGGGAUUCAGUUGGGAAUACUGAGGCUUGA
Molecule: messenger RNA, 1101 nt
Organism: Aspergillus bombycis
Lineage: Eukaryota; Fungi; Ascomycota; Eurotiomycetes; Eurotiales; Aspergillaceae
Exons: 2
Coding region: 1-1101 (366 amino acids)
Molecular function (GO): dioxygenase activity
Source: RefSeq, a predicted model, not a curated record